Molecule: messenger RNA, 1062 nt
Organism: Cajanus cajan (pigeon pea)
Lineage: Eukaryota; Viridiplantae; Streptophyta; Magnoliopsida; Fabales; Fabaceae
Biological process (GO): DNA integration
Molecular function (GO): nucleic acid binding; RNA-DNA hybrid ribonuclease activity
Source: RefSeq, a predicted model, not a curated record
AUGUGUGUUGAUGGCUCGUCUAACAAGCAAGGCAGCAGAGCUGGAAUACUCCUCGAAGGACCCACGAGUCUCGCGCUCGAACAAUCUCUUCAUUUUGCGUUUAAAGCAUCGAAUAAUCAAGCUGAAUACGAGGUGAUACUGACAAGGUUAAGGCUAGCAAGAGAAGUAAGUGUUCAAAAAUUGGUAUGCUGGACUGACUCAAAGGUCGUCUCGAAACAGGUAAAUGGUAACUUCCAAGUCAAAGAUGCCUACUUGUUAAGGUAUUAUCAUACUUUUCGAGACAUGUGUCAAAACUUUGAUGAAGUAACGGUGAAGCACACACCUCGUGAGAAUAAUGAAAGGGCUGAUCAGUUGGCACGAUUGGCUACUAGCAACCAAAAAUCCAGGAAACUCAGAACUACCCUUCAUUUUGAGCUUUCCACCCCGAGCAUCGAUAACACCGAGUGUCUAGAAGUUGCCGAAAAAACAACAACGUGGAUGAACGAAAUCUUACGCUUCAUCACUGAAGGCACGGAACUAGCAUGCCCUUCAACGGCCAAGAAGCUGCGAACCCAAGCUGCAAGAUACUCAGUGGUGAGUGGUGAGCUCUACAAGAGAGGCUUCUCAUCUCCGUUACUUAAGUGUGUCAACUCGGAACAAGCUGAUUAUGUCUUAAGGGAAAUCCAUGAAGGAAUUUGCGGUUCUCAUUCGGGUGGAAGGACUUUAGCAGCCAAAGUGCUAAGAGCUGGCUAUUAUUGGCCAACCCUCAAAUUUGAUUGCAUGGAGUUUGUCAAACGAUGCAUCCAAUGUCAGAAACAUGGCAACCUAAUUCAUUCAUCGACCGAACAACUGCAUAACAUCAACUCGCCUUGGCCAUUUGCCCUAUGGGGAAUGGACAUACUUGGACCGUUUCCCAUUGCUAAGGGUCAAUGCAAAUUCUUGCUGGUAGCAAUUGAUUACUUCACAAAGUGGAUCAAGGUCGAGCCACUUGCCACAAUCACAACGAGGAACGUUCAGAAGUUCAUAUGGAAGAAUAUCAUCACACACUUCGCUCAUGCGAUAGUAACGGACAACGGUCUAUAA